Molecule: messenger RNA, 1906 nt
Organism: Dipodomys spectabilis (banner-tailed kangaroo rat)
Lineage: Eukaryota; Metazoa; Chordata; Mammalia; Rodentia; Heteromyidae
Gene: Mtfr2
Product: mitochondrial fission regulator 2
Exons: 8
Coding region: 266-1309 (347 amino acids)
Biological process (GO): aerobic respiration; mitochondrial fission
Cellular component (GO): mitochondrion
Source: RefSeq, a predicted model, not a curated record
GCUGUCCAGGCGGAGCUCUACUGUCCGUGUGCGGGCUGUCUACCGCCUGGCCCUCUCUCCCUGCCUGCCACUCUCCACUGCCCGGCCUCCACGUGUGCUCGCACUGCUGGGUCCUGUAACCUGAGCGCCCUGGACUCGCAUCAACGCUCUCUGGAUGGUUCAGAGGAGCUUCCAUAACGCCCCACGUCCCGUGCGCAGGCUGCUGAGGCUCAGUCUCCGGAUAGGUACCGAGAAAUUGAUGAUGUUACCUUGAAUUUUCUCAUCAAUGUCUCUGAUCUUGAAUAUCUUAAGAGAGAUUCUGGCAUAUUUUGGUGUUCCCAUAGACCAGGUUUUACUGACUUGGAAAAAUAAAAAUAAAUAUGGAUCAGCUCGGAGUAUUGUUCGUAUUAUUGGGAAAAUACUUCCUUUAGAACCUUGUCAAAGACCUAAUUUUGAGUUGAUCCCACACUUGAACUCUGUGGAAUCUAAUAAUUGUGGAUCUGUGGUUCCAUCUUUUGCUGAUAUUUUGUGUGUGGCAAAUGAUGAAGAAGCUGGUCACCUCAGAUAUCGAAAAAGCACAUGGGAAAAGGAAGACAAAGAAUUUGAAUUUUUUCCUCCUUUGCAACCAGCUCGGUUUCACCUGUCACCUGGGCAGAACAUGCGCAUGGAAAAUGAUGUACCUGUAAGCAAAGCUGCGAUUGAAAAGCUGGCUGCCCUUGAAGAUGAGCUAACUUUUCUUCGCUCUCAGAUUGCUGCAAUUGUGGCGAUGAAGCAACUGAGUAGUGGUAGAAAUUCUGGUUCCUGUGACUUGAAUGAAGACAGUGGCGUAGGAGGGACCCCAUCAUCAGCUCAACUGAGAGCAGAUCCAGAUCCAGAUCCAUUUCCAAAAUCAGCGGUUCCUCCUCCUCCACCGCCACUUCCUCCUCACUGUCCUUCUCUCCAGCCUCCAUGGAGCCCCCCCAUACAAUCUGGAUCUACCGAUGUUGGUGACUCAGAUAUUCCAGUAACUGAAGUGAAAAGGCAGCAUUCAAGUAUGAGGAAGAACAUUUAUAAUCAUUCCCCAGACCAAAGAAAUGCUGGUGUUCCAAACAUGUUGGAUGUUCUAAAGGACAUGGAUAAGGUGAAGCUUCGUGCUGUUGAACGGUCACCAGGUGGUAGGCCCAUUCAUAAGAAGCAAAGACGAAGUUCCCAGUGGGAUCCAGUAUCUCUAAUAUCACAUGCACUGAAGCAGAAGUUUGCAUUUCAACAAGAUGAUUCCUUUGACACAGGAGAUAGAUCUUGGGAAGCUUCUCCAUUUUCUAGUCCAGAAACUUCAAGGUUUGGACAGUGAUCUAAGGGAAAAAAAAUAGGUAUGAUUCCUGGGAAGAGAGGUGGAGGAAUGUGCCACAUGUCCUCCUCUGCCUUUCCAAGGCACACAUCCUCUGUUGGUGAGGCCUGAGGAAGACUCUGCGAAUUAUGUGCUUCUGGAGUUCGGAAGGAAGAUCCAGAGUUAACUGGCUACUGAAGAGAGUUACAGCUAUGAUUUUUUUUUCUGUGUACUAAUAUUAUUGAUAGUAGACUAUAUACCUCAGUAUUUUAAACCAACUGUGAUUUCCUAAUUUAAGUGCCUUUGAAUCUUUUAAAAAUUGUCAGCAAUCUGGUUUACUUGGCUUCCAGUAACCUGGAGAUUGUCAAAGAAAAUGCAAUUGUAAUAUUUUUCAUUAAGAUGGCAUUCAUUUUAAUCAUAUAGAUUUGAACUUCUCCUGACAUAAUUCUUAGAAGUACAUUCUGACCAUUAAGUGCUACAAAAUGGAAGUAGAAUUUUAAGUUUUGCCCAUAUUUGCUAUGUAAAUAUAUAUUUCUGACUUUUGUUUCCUGUGAUCCUUACUAUGUUUAUACUCUGUUCUUUUGUAACUAAACUGUACAAUAAAUGUGUCAUUUGAGCUUG